This is a messenger RNA of Leptosia nina, 2451 nucleotides long. The record is from the annotation of a GenBank genome assembly. NCBI's taxonomy places the organism in Eukaryota, Metazoa, Arthropoda, Insecta, Lepidoptera, Pieridae.
AUGAAAAAAUCAAUGGAAAAGUUGUCUUCGGAAAGAUCGUGUUCGGAGGCGGAGGUGUUAUUUUCCUACAAGCGUUAUUUCAUUAAUAACGUUGAUUCAUAUCACGGCGAAUAUAUAUUAAAUGAAGUGUCGAAGGUGUUAGACAAGAAUGCGACGGAAUCGGUGAAACAGCCGUCCCAGACGGUUCUUGGGGAGGAUGCUGUGGAUAUUCUUCCACCGCCGCCGCCAGAACAGCCCUAUGAAAUUAUUGGUACUGUCUCUGAUCCCAAGAUAAAAUCAGUGGAUAAUGUCGCUCGUAUUGUUCCGAAAACCGAAUGCCUGCCGAUCAUGUUGACAUGUGGAACACUCAUAUUAGACAUAAGCUACGAUAGAGAAGAGCUUUCAAUUACAAUGGAGUUUUUGAAGCUUCUGAAAACUCUAUUAGAGAGGCAAGCUGGUCAGGAUGUACCUGAUGCAGAUGACGAUGGCGGAGCCGGAGAGUCCAAAAAGCGCUAUCUAAUACUAGUGUCGACUGUUAUGACAUGGGGUGUUACAAAACCUUUGGAUCCAGAUACGCCUGACAUGCCGUUUAUUGAGACGGAUUUUAGGAAACGGAAAGCUCACCCCAGCUACAAAAUGCACUACGAUGUGGAGAACGAAGUUGUGCUGAUAGCUAGGAAAUAUCGAGCUCAGAUUGGGGCAAUUGUCGUCGCUGCUGGUGUUACAUAUGGGGGACGUGAGGACGUUCUCUUUUACUGGUUCCAAAAGGCUUGGGAGUGUGAGCCUCUAUUGCCUAUACUGGGACGUGGUGGAAAUGUUAUCCCGCUGAUUAAUGUUCAGGAUUUGGCGCAAAUCAUCUACAAUUUGAUAACUGAUUUUCCAAAGAAACUCUACAUUUUGGCGGUUGAACAAAACGUAACCAAGCAGAGAGAGAUAGUAAAACCAUUGGGUCGUAUUGUUGGAUCUGGAUUAUUCAAAUGCAUUCCGCCAGAAGACGCCUUCUUGAUUCCGGAAAUUGACCAAAGGAUUUACGACCUAUUGACGCUAAAUUUGAACAUGGAGCCAACGUUUAUUGUCGAAACAAUGGGCCUACAAUGGACCUCAGAACUCACCUUUGCAGAGAAUGUGCCGAUGCUUAUGAAACAGUUUAAAAAGGAGAGAGGAUUGAAACCUUUCAAGGUAAUUGUAUACGGACCGCCGAUCGUAGGUAAAACUACGCUGUCGAAACUUAUCUGUGAAGCGUAUGGUUUAAUUUACAUAUCGCCAGAUACAGUUGCGGAUGAUAUAAUGAAUGAUUUGGCAUGGCGUGUUCACCAUUGGGAGAUCGGUGAAACCGCCGGGCUUCCUAUACGUAAUGCAGAAGAAGAAGAUGCUCUACCGGAUGAUGAUGAAGAUGACCCUGGCGUAGAAGUAGAAGUCCAGGAGACUGCUCGCCAGACUCUUGCCUUGUUGCAAUCAGGCAGGACCCUUACUGACGAAGAAACGUUGGGGUAUUUGAGACAAAGAAUGUUAAAUCGUGAAGCUCUAAAUAGAGGAUGGGUGCUAGAUGGAUUUCCAACGAAUUUAGCGCAAUGCUCUAUAGUAUUUGACAAGGGGGACGAACAGGAUUCUGAAGCUGGAGAAGAGGCCGAUGAAGAGAAGUUCGACGAAGAUCUAGAUCUUUACAGUAAUGUUCUCAAAAAGCUUUUACCUUAUAUCGUGGUGUCUUUAGAAGCAACGGACGACUUUAUUUGCGAUAAGGCGAUGCGCCAACCCGACGGUGACUCACGGCUAGAUGAAGAAACAGUUCUGAAACGACUCAGCGAGUUUAGGCUUAACGAUGGCCGUGACGUCACUCCACUUAAUUUCUUUGACGAGCUCGAUAUUCAUCCGCUUGUUGUACCUGUUAAGGAACAUUCAGAUUAUAGUAUGAAAGGAGCUUAUGCAGCGGUCGCUUUAAGAAUGGGGCGGCCUUGUCGAUAUGGAAAGCUUAUCGCAUUAGUUGAAGCCGCAGAGAAGAAGGAAAAGGCUGAUCUGGAAACGCUUCGGUCAAAGGAAGCGAAAGCUUUAAAAGAACUCGAGAAGAAAAUGCAAGAAGAACGCGAGGAUAAGAUGGAAUAUUGGUCGGAGCUGUACUUAUUGAUGCAAGAAGAGGAAGAGGCUGCGCUUGCGGCAGCAAGCGAGCCAAUGCGCAAUUACCUCAUUAACCACAUCUUCCCAACCCUCACUCCUGCGCUACUCGAAGUGGCCAAGUUGCGUCCCGAUGACCCCAUUGAUUUUCUGGCAGAGCAUCUGUUCAAGUUGAACCCAACCGGAAAAAUGCUAGAGCCGGGUUACAAUUUACAAGCGGAGAAGUUGCUCGGCAAGAUUAAGAUCUUGGACGAUGCGUUGAAAGAUCUAGAUAUCAAAAUAGACCCACUGCUUCCGCCCGAAUGUGCUGUCGACGAUCCUUCGGCGUCCAGGAAGAACAUUAAUAGUAUGAGUGCCUUAUAA